Molecule: messenger RNA, 1240 nt
Organism: Phacochoerus africanus (Common warthog)
Lineage: Eukaryota; Metazoa; Chordata; Mammalia; Artiodactyla; Suidae
Gene: DHPS
Product: deoxyhypusine synthase
Exons: 9
Coding region: 1-1110 (369 amino acids)
Biological process (GO): peptidyl-hypusine biosynthetic process
Cellular component (GO): cytoplasm
Molecular function (GO): deoxyhypusine synthase activity
Source: RefSeq, a predicted model, not a curated record
AUGGAGGGUCUCCCGGAGAGGGAGGCGCCUGCAGCGGCGCUGGCCGCAGUAUUGAAGCACAGUUCGGCUCUGCCUUCCGAGAGCGCCCAGGUCCGGGGCUACGACUUCAACCGCGGUGUGGACUACCGCGCGCUGCUGGAGGCCUUCGGCACCACUGGUUUCCAGGCCACCAACUUCGGGCGCGCGGUACAGCAAGUCAACGCCAUGAUAGAGAAGAAACUGGAGCCACUGUCUCAGGAUGAAGACCAGCAUGCAGACCUGACUCAGAGCCGCCGCCCACUCACCGGCUGCACCAUUUUUCUGGGCUACACAUCCAAUCUCAUCAGUUCAGGCAUUCGUGAGACCAUCCGUUACCUCGUGCAGCACAACAUGGUGGACGUCUUGGUGACCACAGCUGGGGGUGUGGAGGAGGAUCUCAUCAAGUGUCUGGCGCCCACAUACCUGGGCGAGUUCAGCCUCAGGGGGAAGGAGCUACGUGAGAAUGGGAUCAACAGGAUUGGAAAUCUGCUGGUGCCCAAUGACAAUUACUGCAAGUUUGAGGACUGGCUGAUGCCCAUUCUGGACCAGAUGGUGCUGGAGCAGAACACAGAGGGUGUGAAGUGGACGCCUUCUAAGAUGAUCGCUCGGCUUGGCAAAGAGAUAAACAACCCAGAGUCUGUGUAUUACUGGGCUCAGAAGAACCAUAUCCCUGUGUUGAGCCCGGCACUCACAGAUGGCUCGCUGGGUGACAUGAUCUUCUUCCAUUCCUAUAAGAACCCAGGCCUGGUUCUGGACAUCGUUGAGGACCUGAGGCUCAUCAACACACAGGCCAUCUUCGCCAAGCGCUCUGGGAUGAUCAUCCUGGGUGGUGGCAUGGUCAAGCACCACAUUGCCAACGCCAACCUCAUGCGGAAUGGGGCUGACUAUGCGGUCUACAUCAACACAGCCCAGGAGUUUGAUGGCUCUGAUUCAGGCGCCCGGCCCGAUGAGGCUGUCUCUUGGGGCAAGAUCCGGAUGGAUGCACAGCCAGUCAAGGUCUAUGCUGAUGCUUCCCUGGUCUUCCCACUGCUCGUGGCUGAAACCUUUGCCCAGAAGGCCAAUGCCUUUAUGCCCGAAAAGAACGAGGACUGAACACUGGACGGUGCAGCCCCAGGGAGGCCUCACCCCUCCUCUAUUUAUUAGUUUGCAGACCCAGCCAGCCUCUCCCCCACUCCCUGGUCAACAGCAUCUCUAGAAUAAAUGGUCUCAGUGGUCCUUCUCA